GUCCUGAUGCUGAUGCUGCUGCGCCGCAUAUCGGCACAUCGGCGCAGCUCCAAUCCGGGACGAGGACCACAUCCCAGGCCCUGAGGUGGUGUGAAGGUUAUUGAUCCGACCGUCCAGUCGCCAUGGAGCUGCACCUGUUCGCCACGGCCUGUCUCCUCUUUGGAAGGAUAGUGAUAACGCAUCAAACUCACAUGAACUCAGUGUACACGUUUCUGUUCACUCCUCGCGGGCCCCAGAUGUUUCCGUGUCUAACAUACCUGGAGCGAAACGUCAGGGUGGACUGUGAGUUUCCACUGACCUACCAGGCCCCCGGCCCCUACUGUGAGUAUCGGCAGGACAGCCGCCUGGUGGGCAGCACCUUCCCCAACGCCGUCAUCUACGUGUCCACAGAGGACCGCAGGAGGAGCAACGUCAGCCUGGUCACUCCGAAUCUGUGCCGUCUCACCUGGGCCCCGCUGGCUGAUGAGAAGCCUUUCACCUACACCUGCAGGGUCUACCAGGGCAGCGGCUGGAAGGAGAACAGCAUGGCGGUCCAUCACAGGAUUCUUCCAAUCUGCUCUGCAAUCAGUGUGAUGUUCAAAUCAGCGCCGUGGUUUCUAUCUCUGGUCAUGUCCCUCCCCAUGGCUGUGGGUCUCCUGAGUCCGUGAACUCCCACUGUCACACGAUACCGACUCAAUGGACCGUUCACAUGAUCUGUGACUCACUGUGGUUUGAUGGUUGGUGGUUGACUAUGUGUGGGAGGAUUUUAUUUUGUAUUAUUUUAUUUAUUUAGGUAGAGUGUCGAAGCCUUGAAACCCCCUCGAAAUAAAUCAGACUGGAUGAAAUCAACCUUCCAUUGAGCAUUGGGCUAUUCUUUAAAAAACUACCUUUUGUGAUGUGAAAGAUUUUAUAUAACACGUCAAAAUAAUUUUCACCACGGUACCUUGAACACCAUUUUUUCACUAUGCUUUCAAAAUGGUGAAUAAAUCAUGACCAUAUAAAUUGAAAGACAUUAAAAACGAAUGCAACAGUGAACAGUGUUCAUUUGCUAUUACGAUGGCACGUCUGUCGUGUUGAUCGGUUCUCCCUUUGUAAAUAAGAUGAAUUGGGACUUAUUCAUUAAAACAAUCAUCAAAGUCGUUAAUGGCAGAAUAAAUAUACAUUUCGUUUUUUGUAUAUAAAAAAAAGGAAAAACAGAUGCUUCCUAUAGAUUUAUAUUGCAUCAUAUAUUAAGGCUCUGGACACAAAUGGGUUUGAUUACACUGGCAUUAAAAGUGGAGACCUUCCCUCAAACACUAAAGGAACAGAGAGCGUUUUGAUUGGAUUCAUUAAGAUACCGACUCAUGAAAGAUUGUCGGUCAGUUCACCCACUUAAAAAACUGAGUGGUUUGCUGCAGCUCUAUAUAUAAACUAUGUAACCCAGACAGGUAUUCAGGUGGCUGAUGUGGCUAUUGAGUAAAAGUAAUGGAUACCUGCCCUAACACUGCCUUUCCUGCUAGCGAUGCUAAUCUCUGAUAUCUUCAGUACCUUUAAGUAAGGCAUCUGUAUACUGGACCCACCUUGAGGGCGGGGUUUCACCUUGUCACAGCCUCUUGUCUACUCCCCCUGGAUAGCAAUAAGGCCAAUACCUGAUUGAGAAGACCUUCGGGAAAAAGACUCCAAUGUCCGCUCUCCAUGUUUCAGUCAGUGCGUUGAUGCUAAUCUGCCAUGCACCCUCAUAAGACAUGCAGGUGUGUGACAGUUUUAACUGCUAGUUUGCACAUUGUGUUUAAUGCUGUGGACGAUGCAGAGGUGUGCACGUCUUGUACUUAUAGUGAUACUGCGGCUGAAUGACAAUGUCGUCUCUUAUGCAGCUCAAGUAAUAACUGGUUGACAGUCAUCGUUCUCCUACGUCUGCAUGUUUUAAUGUACACAGAAUAUGUGUAUAGUACGACAGAAUAUUGAAGCUUCAUGUCCCUUUUCAAAGCUGCUUCCAUUUUAAAAUGUUAUGUUUACAGGGCACACACACACACACAAUCAGGGCCUUUGUGGGCUCUCUUUAUGCUGCCAAUUUAAUUUGAAGGCUAUUUUAUCUUUUAUCUCGAUAUCACACUUAACAAUAAUUGUAUCCGCACUGCCUGCCUUUCUGGUUUAUGCUACCGUUCUUUUUCGAUUUUCUGUAUUAUUUGCCAAGUAGUCCCUGCAAUAAAGAUGUCUUUAUAUUUUUUCAAAUAGAUAAGUCAGCUUGCUUUGUUUAUUUUAUUCUACCACCCAA
Messenger RNA from Pseudoliparis swirei, 2233 nucleotides. RefSeq lists its product as uncharacterized. NCBI's taxonomy places the organism in Eukaryota, Metazoa, Chordata, Actinopteri, Perciformes, Liparidae. The transcript has 4 exons. The record is from RefSeq and is a predicted model, not a curated record. The coding region runs from base 123 to 647 and encodes 174 amino acids.